Paramecium octaurelia is the source of this 1238-nucleotide messenger RNA. The record is from the annotation of a GenBank genome assembly. Lineage: Eukaryota; Ciliophora; Oligohymenophorea; Peniculida; Parameciidae.
AAUAUUAAUGAAUAGCACUGCGCAAGUCUUGUUUUUAAAGGUGGAAUAAGGGAAUGUUAAUAAAGUUAUUGAAAUACUCCAGCAACAUCCUAAUUUAAUAGAUCUGGAGAAUGCGAAGUCAGGACAAACUUGCUUGACAAUAGCUUGUCGUAAGAAUGAUGGAGCUAUGAUCGAGAAAUUGAUUGUUUAAGGCGCUGAUAUCAAUAAGACAAAUAGAGUAAGAUAUAAAGGUUGAUGUAGUUAAAUCAGUCGCCAUUAUGGAUUUGCUCAUUUUACAAUUAUCGUAGGACUGCAGAUUUUCUGUUGAACCAUGGUGCUGAUGUAAACUAGCAGGACAAAGUAUUUAAUAUUGAGUAUACAAGAAAGGAUUCUCUCCUUUGAUGAUUGCAGCGUAGAGAGGAAAUUUAGAGACUGUGGCUUUAUUAUUGAAUGCCAAGGCGAACAUCUAACUGUUAAAUAAAGUAUAAUUGUAUUUUAGCACAUCAUUAUAGAAUCAAGAUACAGUAUUUGAUGUUUGCAAGGACUAUGAAACUCUAUAAUUUAUGAUACAGACAUUGCAAAUAGAGGAAGUGAGAGUGAAGCAGCCAGAUAAAUUCAAACCAAGACAAUAAUAGAAUGUCAAUUCUAUGAAAUCAACUUAGACCAAGUUCUCCAAUAACUCUUACAGAAGAGAGAAGUCUGAAUCUAUUCCCAAUUUAAAUGAAGAGUUUUACACUAUUCAAACCAUGAUCAAUUCAAUAUGCGAGGAGAUGCAACUCGUUUUCAAUGAAAGCAUCUAAAAGUUCAAGGAUUGUAUUUUGAACAAAUAAAAUUUGGCUGAGGCCAAGAAAUCAAUUUCAAAUGAAUAUGAACAAAUUCAAUAAUCGUAGGAUAUUGAUGAUAAUAUUCAAUUCCAAUAUGAUAAUUUCCAAUAUGAGAUCAGUAGACAAAUAGGGAGAACCCUCUAUUCCAUUAUUCAUAAUUUGGAUAAGGCGUAGGUGAAAUCACCUUCUCCGAAGAAUAAGAAAUAUUUAUCAGCAGAACCUUUAAUUGAAGCCACAGUUGAAGAGGAGUAAUCAACUCCAUUGAGUUAGUUUCGGAACCAAUUGAAGAGGGUGGAAACCCCAUCUCAGAUAAAGGAACCGUUGAGUAGAGGGAGUGUCAAAGGGGAGAACGAGCAAUUCAAUAGGAUGAUGACUUAGAAAUUAGAGAUUCUGAAUGAAAUGAUAAACUCUCGAAUCGGAAAUAGGAAAUAGUGA